This is a messenger RNA of Lachnellula hyalina, 831 nucleotides long. RefSeq names its product Extracellular serine-rich protein. The transcript has 2 exons. The record is from RefSeq and is a predicted model, not a curated record. NCBI's taxonomy places the organism in Eukaryota, Fungi, Ascomycota, Leotiomycetes, Helotiales, Lachnaceae. Bases 1 to 831 code for a protein of 276 amino acids.
AUGCAAUACACAUCCUCCCUCGUUUUGGCGUUCACCGCCGCAGCUUCCGCUGCUACCAUCAAGGUUGCCGUUGGACAGAAUGGUCUUACCUACACACCCAAUGAUAUCACCGCCAACGCGGGCGAUUCUGUUGAGUUCGACUUCUUCCCAAAGAACCACACUGUUUCCCAGUCUUCGUUCGCCGAUCCUUGCCAUCCUCUCGCUGGCGGCUUCUUCUCUGGCUUUGUUCCCACCAACGCCUCAACCCUCGGAAGCACCUUCACAAUUGUUGUCAAGGACACCAAGCCAGUCUGGAUCUACUGCUCUCAGACGGUUGGCAACCAUUGCCAAGCUGGAAUGGUUGCUGCCAUCAACGCGCCCAAGACUGGAAACACUCUCGCAGCUUUCACCUUGAAGGCUAGCAACGCUACCUCUUCCACCUUCCCCCCUCCAGGAACCCCAAUUGGAGGUACCUUGGUCAAGUCCUCUGGCAACACCACCUCCGCCUCCAACUCUAGCUCCAGCUCUAGCGGUAUUGCAUCAGGCUCUGGCUCAGGGUCCUCUUCUGUAUACACUUCGACCUACACCACCACCUACGCAACUUCAGCCACUUUGACCACCUCGUACUCCAGCACCUAUACCAGCAACGGACAAACCUACACCACAGCAGUUGCAUCAACUUACACAACCGCAUACACCACCGCAGCUGUUACUACCGCUGUCGGCUCUACUCAAUCCAUAGGCGCUGUUCAAUCCAUAGGCGCUGCUCAAUCCACAGGCGCUGCAGGAGGUCUCUCCGUCAACAUGGUCGGCAUGGGUGCUCUCGCCCUUGGCGCAUUAGCUAUGAUCUAG